Aaosphaeria arxii CBS 175.79 is the source of this 489-nucleotide messenger RNA. RefSeq lists its product as uncharacterized. NCBI's taxonomy places the organism in Eukaryota, Fungi, Ascomycota, Dothideomycetes, Pleosporales. The transcript has 2 exons. Bases 1 to 489 code for a protein of 162 amino acids. The record is from RefSeq and is a predicted model, not a curated record.
AUGAAUUUCAUGUUCCCUGGUCUUGAAGCCAGGCGGCCAGCUAACCUCAUCAGCGAGACUCAAUUCGACAUCGCAACAGUGGUUUCGGAUUACUUGUUCAGCGCAUGGACUUACGUUUUGACAGCAGCAAUGAUGACUUACGAUUUAGGUAAUGACGAUAUGCUUACUUGCCUCGUCUAUUUCUUUAAACGUCUACGCCCUCUCAAGGCCUUUACAAUAGUCUCUCGCUACUUUCAUCGCGAGGGCAUUACGACUCCUCCUCCUCCUCCAAUACUUCCCCCAUCCUCUCCAUCUACCACCACCACCACCACCACCAACAACAACAACGACGAAGACGACGAAGACGACGACGAAGAUGAUGAAGAUGAUGAAGAUGAUGAAGAUGAUGAAGAGAAGCCCGUAUCAGCAUCAUACAUUUUCAUACGUCCUGCAGCCUAUCGCCUAACAAAAAUGCUUCCUUCUGGUGCUAACUGGACUGCACCAACUUGA